Messenger RNA from Penicillium soppii, 588 nucleotides. RefSeq lists its product as uncharacterized. The record is from RefSeq and is a predicted model, not a curated record. NCBI's taxonomy places the organism in Eukaryota, Fungi, Ascomycota, Eurotiomycetes, Eurotiales, Aspergillaceae. The coding region runs from base 1 to 588 and encodes 195 amino acids. The transcript is spliced from 2 exons.
AUGCCCCAUUUCCCAAAAGACUCGGGAUUCCCGGACAAAAGUCCUUCAAGCCAUGCUGUCACAGUCAAAAACCGUCGCAAGCGGUAUCUGGACUUACACCCAGAAUACUACUCAGCGGAGCUUGAGCUAGCCGACCCAUUGCUAUACGACCGCCUUAUCCGCCGAUUCCAAACGCCACAAGAAAGAGAAGCCGCGGGGCGAGCCAAGGGGUUCUCCGGCGUGCUGCAGACAGAUAUCAUGCGCUCUGAGGCGAGAAUGGAUGCCAUCUCUCAUCCGGAUCCGCAUGCUAUGAUGAGCUAUACCCGCGGCCCGGAUGGGGAGAUCCUCGCUGAGGACCGUGAUGAUAUCCCCCCGAGCAAAGAAGAGGGCGAGCGGCUUUGGCAGUGGGAGAUGGGGCUGCGGUUCAUGCAGGGUAAUGACCCGGAUUUCGAUUACAAGAUUGUUGAUGAAGAUGAGGAACUCGAUGAUCACGCCGAUAAGGUAGAUGAGUAUUUCGAGGACGAGGAGCCUGAGUGGGUCGUCGAUAAUGCUUCCGGGGAAGAUGUGCGUGCGAAUCUCCAGGGCGAGACUGGCGUUCAAGAUUUUUGA